AUGGAGGACGGCGACGGUUGCGAGGAGAGCCUGUUCUCGCUGGAGCUGCUGGUGGAGUCGGCUCGCGUGGAGCCGCGGCUGCUGCCGACGCCCAUGCCGGCCAGCAGGCCCUUCCGGCCGGCGGUGGCGCUGCGGCUGCUGGACUUCCCGACCCUCCUGGUGCGCGCCCCGCACUCGGUGCCGGGCCCGCUGGUGCCCUUCGGCCGGGGCAAGUCGUGCCUCUUCCGGCUGCGGCCGGGCGCCCUCAAGGGUCUCCUGAGGCGCUCCCCGCUCUACGCGCUGUUACUGGCGCUGCCGCCGGACAAGGCCCCGCCCGCCUGCUGGGCACCUCCAGCGUCUCCCUGGCGGCCGCCGCCGAAGCUGCUGAUGGGGAGCGGCCCCGGAGGACGAAGGGGGCAGUUUCCGCUGAGGGACCUGAUGGGAGAGCCGGUGGGAGAACUGGGCCUGAGCUACCGCCUGAGCAACUUGGGGCCCUGCCUGCUGGGGCACUUGGGGCAGGGGGCGGCCCCCGGGGAGCCCCACAUCGAGGAGCGGCACAGACCUCCACCUCGUCCGUCGAGCGUCCACAGCGACAGAGGGAUCAACCUGGAGCUCAUCCCAGAGGGAGAAGAAGACCAGCAGGACCCUGCCCCAGAAGGUGGCAGCACGGAGUCCUUAAGCAGCACCCUUACGGAAAAACAGCCCCCCAGCCUUGCUGUGCAGAAAGCAGCCCAAGAGUUGGAGAUUUUGACCAACAUCUUCUGCCCCCCGCCAAUGUACUAUAGCCACCCGGCUGAAAAUUCUUGCUCCACGCCGAAAGCUGCGGCAUCAGGGAUGGUGUCGGUGGCUGCACCUCGUGAACCUUUUCCCGAAGAAGAAAUCGUCUUUCCCUCUGCAGAGCCUAUUAAGGAGGAGCCUUUGAGUAGCGUCCCGGAGCCUCCCUUGGCAUCUCCAGCGCUUAGUAGCCAUGAUCAGCUCAGACAAACCUUGAGCCAGCUGCCUCUGCUGAAUGCUUUGUUGGUGGAACUGUCCCUGCUGAGUAACCAGUCGCUGCAGCCAGGGCCGUCUACUGUGCACCCUCAGUUAGCAUGGCUAUACCAAAAUGUAGCAGAUGGUACAAAAGCCCCACCCUCAAGUGUCAAGAGUUUAUGCCCCUUCCGGGAAUAUAAAAAACCCUCUCUUAAUCAUAAAGACAGAGGAAGGUCUGCUAGCCCAAAGUUAAAAAGAAAUCGCCCAGAUCAUUUAAAAUGCAUGUAUCCCUCCAUGCAAGUUACGAACCCUGGUAAAGGAUUCCCAAAAAUGGAAAGAAGUGGCAAUCUUGAGAAAAACAAUACCAAGGAAAACUCUUCCCCUAGACGAAGGCUUACGUAUGGGCUAACAAAUACUCUAAAACUUCGUUUGCUGCGCUCCAAUCCAGUCAUGUUGAAAGUGCAUGAAAAAAGGGAACAUCGUAGAAAAAAGCAAGGAGACAUCACCAUUGAAAGGAAAAGCAAAAGCUCUUCAAAUAAAGGGAAACUAUUGCGGAGCUCUCCCGAGCGCCAUUCAAAGUCUUCUGGACAAUUUGAUGAAAAAAGCAUCUCUGAAGAAAAUGCUCAAAUAAAUGAAAAUGUUGAGACUCUAAUACAAAGCAGUACUGACCAAGAUUACUCUGCCCCCAUAAAGGGACUAACCUGUGAUCUCAAAAAAAAAGUUGCAGCCCGCCGUGUAAAGAGUCAUGAAAAUGCAAAACACAAGAGCUUUCCUGAAAGUAUUGGCUCUUCUUAUAAAGAAAAGAGUUUGAAAGUCCAUCUGCCGAGAGUCUGUUUGCAGGAUACUAAUGCCCUUGAAAGUAAAAUUGAUACAGAAGAAGAAAAAUAUGUACUGAAAAAUAAUUGGGAUGUUUCAAGCCUUCGUAAUGAUAGCCAAAGAAACAACUUUGAAAGCAGCCAUGGACUUAAGAAUUCAAGUGAUGUGGUUCUUAGCUCUGAAAAUGUAGCCUAUUCAGAAGAUUUCACCAAUGCUGACAGUUCAUGUACAGCCUUAGAAGCUCAAGAGAACAGCUCUGAACCUUUGCUAAUAAACCCAAAUCAAAGCCAGUCUGUUAUGGACUCAGAUUCUAAAAUGUCUGAAAGAAGUUUGACCUCUGAAAGCAUUUCACCCCCUGUUCCAGUUCCCUCAGAUAAAUCUCCUAUCCAAUCUCUUAAAAAGACCUAUUAUUCAAAAUUUAAUGAAAAAACCACAGGUGUUGCUCUUCAUGAAUUUGAUCAUGAUUCUCCUUCUGCAAGAGUUUCAAAAGAGGAACCUGCAGCUCAGCGGGUCAACAAGGAAGAGAGCAAAGAUAUGCAGACCUUGGGGGAGGAACAAAUUCCCUCUGAGAUAAAUAAUAGUGUAGAAAAAGACGAAUCAUCUGUGGAAAAGAGCCAGUCAAUAAGGACAUCUCAAGUUAGCUCUUACUUGCCCUCCAGUGUGUCUGAUGUUGAUCUUAGUGGGUUAGAAGAAAGCAAUCCAUCUGAAAAAGAAAAAGAUGAUAAUUUUGAGAUGGAGGAUAUUACUAAUCAAUAUAGACACAUCAGUGAAUUAGUAGUAAACAAGCUUCCAGGAUACACAAUGUAAUUACCAAUAAUAAUGACCAGAUCAAAGUGAAAAUGUCUUUAUUUUUAUAUGCUAAGUUUGCAAGUAUUAUGACUGUUUUUCACAAAUGCAAUUUUUAUUUUAUAAGCGAUAUAUAUAAAAAAUGUACCAUUGGUAUUUUUAGGUGAGCCAUCCAGAGCAUGCAUGAUUAACUCUGCAACUGUUUGGAUUUUAGGCCAGUGCUCCUGCCACACACGUACACAAUGGUGAGCUGCUUUUGAAACACAAGCAAGUUUCAAAAACUUUUGGGAGAAGACUGCCAUUCAAAUAUACAUUUUUGUGUUUCCAGUGAGUAUUUGGGUGCAUGCAGAAUUCCUAUCUGAUGGCCGAUGUUUCCCAUUUUUAGCAGUUUCCUCUCAUUGCAAGUAGAUACUGGGAUCUUUGAUUUGUAUCAAGACUGGCAUGGGGUAAAGGAUUGACACUCCCCACCCCACUUCAUUUUAGAAAAAUGCAAGGCUACGUAACCUUAUGUCGUGUCCAGUUUGGACCUAAGUAUAAGAAGUGGAAUAGCAUUGCUGCCAUGUGCCACAUUUGGCCUCUGCCAUGCUAGUGCUAAAUAUUAUUUUUAAAGAGAAUCUGGGCUUUUAUGCCAAAAGGCAGAUCUAACAUGUAGCAAUGGCUGCACUCAACAAUUCAUUCUCUGGAAAAAAAAUUCAGCCUGAUCAAUGUUGAUCAAGUCAGUAAUAUGAAUAAGUAAAAAACGCUUUUUGAUAUUGUUUUACUGCAGCACCACUUGAAUGCCAUGUGAUUGUGCAGUGGUUCUACCAUCCUAGCUAAUGUCCAUUAAUUGUUCAGUGAUCAAAACAAUUUGUAUACAAGUCCUCAGACACACUUUCAAUUCAAAUAGAACAGUCUAAUUCUUAAAUUAAUUUCAGAAGGGGGAAACAGUUAAAAUGAGAUGAACAGGAGCACUCUCACAUUUAUUUUUAACUGAUAUAUGAGAGACAAGGAAAUUCCAAACUGACUGUUUAUUGUGCAGUCACACUGAUAGGGUUGCAUGAAACUUGUGUGGAGGCUAUAUGAUGCCACCAGUUUAUGGAGAAUUCAUCCUGAUAUGUUAGCGCAGUGCUUAUAUGACAUUGCCAGCUUGUGAUCGUUAUCUUUCAUUUUCCAGGGCAAUUUCCCUCACUUUUAUUGGACUUUUUGCAGUGAGAAAAGUAACACAAUAAUUACCCUAGAAAGUGUGGGAUAAUAACUAACUUUUGCAAAGAUAAAUAGCCUGUUUGGAAGCACGCUGGGUGUUGUGCAUCAGUGGUACUGAUUUUUGUUAAGGAUGGGAUAUAAAUGCCUUAAGUAAAUAAUACUAGUAAGACCAAGUUCAUAUAAGUUUUAGGGUAGAUGUGUUUUGUCUCAAUUAAGAGCCAAGUCCUGUUUCUGUUACAGUGCAAGUUCAUAUUGUGGCUGCCCCUAAAAUCAUGUCAGAUCUUAUUUCAUAAAUGCAAAGGAUCUUAUUCUACCGCCUGCCAAGUGUACCUGGAAAGGGUAGAUUUAAGAGUUUCCUACUCUUUUGUGUGAAAGUACCAUAAAGAACCUUUGAUAAGCAGUGGAUUGAGAUCAAGAAUGAAACAAGAUUAUGUGCUGGGGUUCCAUAGGAUUGGGCUCUUAGUGCAUCAGUACCAGAAGUGAGUGUCUUGUUAUAGACAAAUGCUACUUUAGUUUCAUUAGCAUAAACAUUGCAUUCAUAAUGUCAGAAGAAAUGGUACAGUAUACUGAGACCUUUGGGUAUAGAAAUAAAAUAAAUAAUAAUAAAUACAGUAGUAUGUAGAAGGUUUGAUUCAAUUCAGUGUCCUAUUUUAGAGUACUACAGGACAAUUUGAAGUGAAUCAGGAUCAGAAAGGAAAACAAAUGCAGAAUUUAUAGGGUGUGUUUAGGACAAAACUGGGUUUGGGACACCAUAGAACAAAAUAUAGAAAACGCAAAUGAAAUUCAAUUGCAGGAAGGAAGAUUUCAUUUAAGUUGGAGAGGGGGCAAAUUAAAUUGAGGGUGUUAUGGGAGACAGUAUUCUCAAACUAUGCAUAGUAAGUUUCCAUGAAUGAUGAAAAAAGCUCAUCCUCUCAAUAAUAAUAUAGACUAAACACAGAUAUUUUGAAUGGCUCUGCUCACUCUUGUCACUGGAAGAGCAAUAAUCCAGAAAAGCCAAUGUACUAAAAAGUGAGGCAGUUUUUCUGUGAGUGCAUGCGCAGGAGGGAAGGGAGGAAUAUUGACUUCAUAAGAACACACAAAUUGCAGCUUUAACAUCUCUGCCUUUUCAGAGAAACCUACCUCUCACCUGAGAAAUCUAGCCAGAGGCAAGUUGUGGACUCCCCUGUAUCAGAUUUUUUUGAGAAUGUAAUUGUUUGAAUUUAAAAUUUAAAGCUUUAGCCCUGUUCAUUUACAAUUUAAGGAUUCUAUCCUAUUUAGGCAGACAUAUGUACUUGUGAACUAAGACUUCACUUUUCUAUCUUUGCAUCGUUUCAGAAUAGUUCUGGAGCUGCCCAGUCACAAAGAGGAGACUAGGCCACACACAAACUUCAACAUACUCAACCAGGCCUUUGUGUUGGAGCUUCAUAUUUAUAGAUUUAUAGAAUCCUGCUUUAGAGCAGUGGCUUGAUUGGGAAAAGUUCUGAAGUUCCCUUUUGCCCUUCUCUUUUUUUUCAAAUGUUCCUGUCCAAUUAAUUCCUCAUUGUCUGCUAUUGUGAUCUGAAAGUUUAUUGGGUACAACUCACUCAGAUGCUGAGAUGUUUCCACAGGAUGUUAAUCUUGUUUCACCAAGACAGCAGUUCAUAUAAUAAUAUUCUGAUUAUAUUUAGUGUUAAUAUAUAUUUAGUAUUAAGUUGCAUUUUUAAAUGUGUUAUUAAAUAACAAUUCUCAAUAUUUUACCCAAAAUUGAAAAAUUUCUUUACAGUAAUUGUAUUUUUCCUAGUUUCAAAAUGUAAUGAUAGAAUGAAAUAUAUUUUCUUUGUUAUACAAUAUUUGUUACUGCCUUGGAUUUGGUUCAUUCAGAGAAAAAUUAAAAUAAUUUACAGUUGGUUCUGAAAACAUCAGUUAUUUUAAACUCUCGGUUAUUUAAAACAUACUACCGUAUUUAACAUUUUUCAAACUCUGUGCUGGAAAACUCUCAGUUUGUUGAAGCCCAGUAUAGCACUUCCCACACCACUAUAAAGGAUUCUCAAACGCUCAAGAGCAG
This is a messenger RNA of Zootoca vivipara (common lizard), 5755 nucleotides long. It is a transcript of the gene MAP10, whose product is annotated as microtubule associated protein 10. Lineage: Eukaryota; Metazoa; Chordata; Lepidosauria; Squamata; Lacertidae. Gene Ontology annotation, molecular function: microtubule binding. Gene Ontology annotation, cellular component: centrosome; cytoplasmic microtubule; midbody. Gene Ontology annotation, biological process: mitotic spindle midzone assembly; positive regulation of cytokinesis; cytoplasmic microtubule organization. The record is from RefSeq and is a predicted model, not a curated record.